Messenger RNA from Sesamum indicum (sesame), 1626 nucleotides. Its product is annotated as COP9 signalosome complex subunit 5b. Lineage: Eukaryota; Viridiplantae; Streptophyta; Magnoliopsida; Lamiales; Pedaliaceae. Gene Ontology annotation, molecular function: metallopeptidase activity; protein binding. The record is from RefSeq and is a predicted model, not a curated record.
UCUCUGCAAAUGAAUGAGAAUAAUUGCAGGAGUGAGAUAACUUCACUGUAUCAACUUUUUGUUUUGGUAAAAAAUUCUUUAUCAAGAAUGACAAAAAUCCACGUAUACGGUAUACCUCACCUGUGCCCGAACUCAAAAAACUCAGAGAGGACUCUUGGUUAUCGGUAAAAAGAAAAUAACUUGAGACGCCCGGUUUAGCUCUCCACUGAUUAUCUUGUCCUCAAAACUAUGGAUCCUUCCUCCUCGGCGGCGAUUGCGCGGCAGACAUGGGAGCUGGAGAACAACAUAGUGGCAACCGACUCAUCCUCCGCCGCGUCGGACUCCAUUUUCUUCUAUGACGAGGCGGCGCAGGCCAAGUUCCAGCAGGAGAAGCCGUGGGCCAAUGACCCCCACUACUUCAAGCGCGUCAAGAUCUCAGCACUCGCGCUAUUGAAGAUGGUGGUCCAUGCUCGCUCCGGCGGCACAAUUGAGGUCAUGGGCCUCAUGCAGGGGAAGACUGAUCGGGAUGCGAUUAUUGUAAUGGACGCUUUUGCCCUCCCUGUUGAAGGCACUGAAACUAGGGUUAAUGCUCAGGCCGAUGCGUAUGAGUAUAUGGUGGAUUAUUCGCAGACUAAUAAGCAGGCGGGUAGGUUGGAGAAUGUAGUUGGGUGGUAUCAUUCCCAUCCUGGUUACGGAUGUUGGCUUUCUGGUAUAGAUGUUUCCACACAAAUGCUUAACCAGCAAUAUCAAGAGCCCUUUCUAGCAGUUGUUAUUGAUCCAACAAGGACUGUCUCUGCUGGAAAAGUAGAGAUUGGUGCUUUCAGAACAUAUCCUGAAGGCUACAAGCCUCCAGAUGAGCCUGUCUCUGAGUACCAGACAAUACCCUUGAACAAAAUUGAAGACUUUGGCGUGCAUUGUAAACAGUACUAUGCAUUGGAUAUCACAUAUUUCAAGUCAUCUCUUGAUUGUCACCUCUUGGAUUUACUCUGGAACAAGUAUUGGGUCAACACCCUUUCUUCUUCUCCUUUGCUUGGUAAUGGAGAUUAUGUUGCUGGUCAAAUCUCAGAUUUAGCUGAGAAAAUAGAGCAAGCUGAAAAUCAAUUGGCACAUUCACGCUUUGGGUCCUUGAUAGGAGGUCCUCUGAGGAAGAAAGAGGAAGAAUCGCAACUCACCAAGAUUACGCGUGAUAGUGCAAAGAUAACUGUUGAGCAGGUUCAUGGUUUGAUGUCACAGGUCAUUAAGGAUAUCCUAUUCAAUUCUGUUCGGCAGUCCAAUGGAUCUCGGGCCAACUUGUCUGGUCCUGAACCCAUGGUCGAGGCCUGAGUUGAUGACUUAUUAAGAGUGUCCUACAUAUUGUGGCCAUGUGCUCCUCUCACUUGACUCAGUUUCUUUAGGCUUGUCAAAAGAUGACCCCGUGGUGCCGUCAGUUACCAAAGGUCUUCCAUCAGUGUUCUUUUGAAUGUAUUAGUAAAUUUGUUUAUUCUCUUCUAUAAUUGUUCUAUCUAAACCGUGGUGGAGAGCCUGCAAUCUUUACCUAUAUAUUGAUGGUGAGAAUCAAAUCAAAUGACAAUGACUUGAGAUCGUGUUGUUGUAUGUCAAAUAAUAAAAAAAAUGUGUUAUAGCCCUAAAUAAAUGGGUUUAAAACCA